AUGGAGGGCGACGUGGUUUCUCAGUUCCAAGAGAUUACAGGCUCUACUGCAGAGCUUGCAACUCAAUAUUUAGAAGUUGCAGAUUUCGAUAUUCAACAAGCGAUGCAGCUCUACUUUGAGAAUGGCGGGGCAGAGUUAGGACCGACGCAACAGCCCGCACCCGCCGCAACUUCUCAUCCUAGCGGUCGUGGCGACAACGCUAUCCAUAUAGAUUCGGAUGAUGACGAUAUUACGAUCGAUGAAACUCGCUCGUCGGCCCCGUCGCGCCAAGAUGCCCAAUCCACAUUUGAAGACGAUGCCGCCAUGGCUCGCCGGUUACAAGAAGAGAUGUACGCUGGUGGCGUGGACGACGUGCGAGCCCCUAUUGCCAGGACGACAGAAACACUUGUUGGUCCCGGGGCAGAGGGCUACGGAGAUUUCGAUCCCAUGAGCCAUUUUAGGAUGCGACAAGGUGGUAGAAACAGUCGUCCGGGCAUAUUCAACCAACGUGACUCGUCUAUCUGGGAAGAGAGCUCUGAAAAUGCAGCCGCAGCACAACGAACUGCUCUCUCGCGAGCCACCGGAGGUGCUUCAGAAACGUCGUCCAAAUCAACCUUGCUAGCUGAUAUGUACCGACCGCCGUUCGAUCUGAUGUCUAGACUCCCUUGGGACGUAGCUCGUGAGGAGGGCCGAGAGAACGAAAGAUGGUUGCUUAUCAACAUUCAAGAUCCGUCCAUAUUUGAUUGUCAAAUCUUGAACCGUGACCUUUGGAAAGACCCAGGAGUGAGGGAUACAGUCAAAGAGAAUUUUAUAUUCCUGCAAUACAACAAGGACGAUGAAAGGGGUAUGCCCUACUUGCAAUACUACUUUCAAGGAAGCGAUGUAUCAGACAAUUAUCCACACAUCGCCAUUGUCGAUCCUCGCACUGGAGAACAAGUCAAAGUGUGGUCUGGGCCCCCAGUCAUCAAAGCCUCGGAUUUCCUCAUGCAGCUCCAUGAAUUUCUAGAUCGAUACAGUCUCAAACAGAACGCCCGCAACCCCGUCGCGAAACGAAAACCCGACGUUCCUAAAGAAAAGAAAAUAGAGUCGAUGACUGAAGAAGAAAUGCUGGAGAUGGCGCUCAAGAAUAGUCUCGAAGGAGCUGGUACUGCUGAGAGGUUGGCUGAUCCGGAUGAGCUGACCCGAAGCAUUGGUGAUCUCAAGGGCAAAGGAAGAGCCGAAGAUAGCGAGGAAAUGUCAUUGGCAGAAGAAGAAGAAGACGAGGAAGUGACUAAAGAGGAUGCUGGUGUUUCUGCCUUCCGAUCUAUUCCUUCAACUCAUAUUCACACGGAGCCACCCGCCGAUCCCGCCACCACGACGCGUAUUCAGUUCCGCCAUCCUUCUGGUAGGGUCAUUCGUCGGUUUGCCCUUGCAGACCCCGUACGACGAAUUUACGAAUGGCUUAAGUCAGAGCCACCUCUUGAGGAGAAGGCAGGAGUCGUAUUUGAGCUCAAUGCAAUGGGCAAGAACCUAAUUGACGAGCUUGACACGACCAUCCAAGACGCUGGUCUGAAGAAUGGUACAGUGAUGAUAGGAUACUUGGAGGAUUGA
This is a messenger RNA of Talaromyces marneffei, 1569 nucleotides long. RefSeq lists its product as uncharacterized. The transcript is spliced from 2 exons. The record is from RefSeq and is a predicted model, not a curated record. The coding region runs from base 1 to 1569 and encodes 522 amino acids. Gene Ontology annotation, molecular function: ubiquitin binding. Gene Ontology annotation, cellular component: nucleus. Gene Ontology annotation, biological process: proteasome-mediated ubiquitin-dependent protein catabolic process. Lineage: Eukaryota; Fungi; Ascomycota; Eurotiomycetes; Eurotiales; Trichocomaceae.